UUCGUGUGGGUUGCAAUAUUUUUGAAAUUGAGUGCACUGCUAAAUAAGUUAUCUCCAGCAUUUCCUAGAAGCCUCCCAACAACCCUUGUUAAUUAAGGCUGAUAUAUCUUCAAUGCGUUUCAGAGGAUGAUGCUUCACAGGAAAUAAAAAUAAAAAUACAAAUUAAAAGAUUUGUGAUCGCGAAGUUUGUGCCGGCUAAGGAAUGGUGUGUGCAUAUAUAUGGGUACCCUAAGCAUUAAAAUAACCAAACUCAUAAACCAUGGCUCUGCAAGUUCUCUUAAAGUUUCAGUGUUUUGUCUUGUUACUGUGGAUAUACAUAGCAUCUGCUAAAUACCGAUCACUGGUUCCCAAGUAAUAACCAAGCCUGGUUGCCGAAGUCACUGCGGGAAUGUUAGCAUACCCUAUCCGUUCGGUAUUGGUCCUGGUUGUUUCUUAGACGAUUAUUUCGAAAUACGUUGCGAUGAGAGUCUCCUCAAUUCCACCAAGCCAGUUUAUGGCAAAAACUUAAAUAUCUCAAAUAUAUCAAUACUCGACGGAGAUAUGAUAACCGAAAUCUUCAUAGCCAGCGAUUGUCCAGAUAGGGAAUCUCCUAAUUUAUUCUCGACAGCUUACUUGGGAAAAUUCACCUUCUCUAAUACAAAAAACAGGUUCGUUGGUAUGGGUUGCAAUACCUGGGCGUAUCUAAAACCAGAUGGUAAUAGAUCUAUUAGUGCCGGAUGUUUGUCAGUCUGUGAUAAAAUAGAAGAUAGCACUGAUGGGUCUUGCAAUGGUGUCGGUUGUUGCCAGGCCUCCGUCCCAGCUGGACUUCAAAAUUUAAACUACAGUGUUGGAAGCAUGUCUAAUACCGGUAGAACUUUGAGUUUCAAUCCAUGUAGUUAUGCCUUUUUUAUUGAAGAAAAAUCAUUUAAAUUUUCUUCGUCGUAUUUCAUGGAUUUCAAAAAUAAUGGAACCGGAACUGUUCCAGUGGUGAUUGAAUGGACCGUUGGUUUCCAGACAUGCAAUGAAGCUAAAAGAAACUCGACGUUUUAUGCCUGUGGACCUAACACUGACUGUACAGUACCUGCAGGCGAUAGUACUCAAGGUUAUCGGUGUAACUGUAAAAAUGGCUAUAGAGGAAAUCCUUAUCUGAACAGCAGUACUGCUGGUGGAUGUCAAGGUAUCGAUGAAUGUAACGAGCUAGAGGUAUGUAAGGGAGAUAGAGGUAGUUGCAAAAACACAGAAGGAAGCUACAACUGUUCUUGCAACAAGGGAUAUAGUAUUGAUAUCAGAAAUAAUAUUACAGAUUGCUUUCUCGAGAGUCAGAGCGAUCUUCCCGAGAGUCGGAGUACUCAGAAUAAUAAUAACGUCAACAAGAUUGUUGUUGGGGCCUGCCUUAGCUUAUUUAUUCUACUUGUGAGUCUUGUGACCGGCUUCUGGAUAUACUGGGGAUACAGGAAAAAAAAGCACAUGGAACUCAAGGAGGAAUUCUUCAAGAAAAAUGGUGGUUUGAUUUUAAACCGACUCCUUGAUGAACGGGAAGAGGAUGCCGACUCUAGUAGAUAUGGAAAAGAAGGAAAGAAGCACCGAUCAGUGGCUACAAUAUAUACUGAGAAGGAGCUAAGCAAGGCCACGAACAACUAUCACGAAAGUCAAAUUCUUGGACGAGGAGGGUUUGGUACGGUGUAUAAAGGAACCUUAUCUAAUGGCAAAGUGGUUGCUAUAAAGAAGACGAAAAUAGUCGAUAUGAAUCAAAAUGAGCAAUUCGUUAAUGAAAUUGCUGUUCUGUCACAAAACAAUCACAAGAACGUAGUUCAGCUCUUGGGUUGUUGUCUAGAGAGCGAAGUUCCUUUGCUAGUUUAUGAAUAUAUUUCUAACGGGACCCUUCACCAACAUUUACACGAACAUUGGGGGAACCAAACCGGUUCGGCUACUCUUUCAUGGGAAAAUCGGUUAAGGAUAGCCUCGGAAGUUGCAGGAUCAUUAGCCUACUUGCACUCUGAAGCUUCCAUACCUAUAAACCACAGAGAUGUCAAGUCAAGUAAUGUACUUCUAGAUGAUGACUACAAAGCAAAAGUUGCAGAUUUUGGUGGUUCGAGGUUGAAUCCUACCGAUCAGGCUCAGUUAAGUACGGUAGUUCAAGGUACUUUUGGAUACUUAGAUCCACAAUACAUGCAAUCGAACCAACUAACAGACAAAAACGACGUUUACAGCUUUGGCGUUCUUCUUGUUGAAUUGCUUACAGGUAAAGCUGUAUUUUCUCCAGACAGACCUGAAGAGGAUAGAAACCUGGCUAGUUAUUUCCUUUCUUCUAUGAAAACCAACAAACUGUUUGUGAUUCUUGACAAUAGAUUGGUACGAAAUGAUAAUGAACAAAUUAGUAGUGUACAUGUGCACCAACAGAUCCAAGAAAUAGCUGAACUAGCACAAAAUUGUUUAAGAAUGAAGGGAGAAAACAGACCUUCAAUGAAAGAAGUAGCAAUAGUGCUCCACGGAUUGAUGAGGGUGUCGUCUACCCACCCUUGGGUCAUGGAUGAUGACGAGGAUAUAAUAUAUUCACCAAGCACAGAAGAGCACAGGCUCCUGUCAGAAUCAGCUGGGUUACUAUCUUACACAGAUAGCAUACCAACAAUUGGCGAUAGCAACAAAGGGAUAUCAGCCUUACAGACUGAGGGACGUUAGUGUAAAGAAUAAACUAUGCGAAGUGUGUUCACCUAUCACAUCAUGAGGGGUUUGUCUUCAUGACCCCUGUAAUAACGUCCCAAUGGGCAGUAGUUGAUGUAAUAUAUAAGACAAAUUGAAUUGCUUGUUGAUUGCAGUGAAAUAAUUAUAUUAAAAAUUAACCCUCUUCCUUUUCAAA
Papaver somniferum (opium poppy) is the source of this 2836-nucleotide messenger RNA. Its product is annotated as putative wall-associated receptor kinase-like 16. The record is from RefSeq and is a predicted model, not a curated record. Gene Ontology annotation, cellular component: plasma membrane. The transcript has 3 exons. Gene Ontology annotation, biological process: cell surface receptor signaling pathway; protein phosphorylation. Gene Ontology annotation, molecular function: calcium ion binding; ATP binding; protein serine/threonine kinase activity. NCBI's taxonomy places the organism in Eukaryota, Viridiplantae, Streptophyta, Magnoliopsida, Ranunculales, Papaveraceae. Bases 541 to 2658 code for a protein of 705 amino acids.